Molecule: messenger RNA, 4247 nt
Organism: Epinephelus fuscoguttatus (brown-marbled grouper)
Lineage: Eukaryota; Metazoa; Chordata; Actinopteri; Perciformes; Serranidae
Gene: ubash3ba
Product: ubiquitin associated and SH3 domain containing Ba
Exons: 14
Coding region: 729-2657 (642 amino acids)
Molecular function (GO): protein binding
Source: RefSeq, a predicted model, not a curated record
UUCGCAGACAGGAAGUGUGAUCAACUUUGUCCACCAUCCAGCUCUUCCUCGCCACUUUUCAUCCCACCGCCUCGACUAAUGUGAUUACUUUGUAUCCUUCAAGUGUAACGACAGCGCGUCUGACCGAGAGGGGAGUGUGUUCCUCUCAGUUUAACCCAAAUUCAGCCUGAAAAAAAAAAAACAACAACAACCCCGCACAGACUUCCUGUCCUCUCACAAAUAUGUGCUCUGCCCCUUUAACUGGAGGGGCCGCGCAGUUGGAGCUGCAACCUUCUACAGGCUGAAACUCCGCUCACUCAGGACCCAUUCAUAAAUAAGACAUCGUGUGGAGAAGAAAGCUCAACCAGCAUCUGAUUUUUCAUUCAGCGGACCGUAUGUGAGCAGGGAGCAGACAUGUUCACCUCGGUCGGGGACUGUGUAUCGGGGGCACGGCUGAGAGAGCAGAAGUGACUUCCCAUGGCUGACCCCCCUGCUGAUGGCUUUGACUUUAUGUGCGAGCCGUCAGGAGGCAGCUUGAUCCAGCUCCGAGCAUUUGUCAAACCCACAGAAAUGCUCCUUUCCUCGGAAGGUUUGAUGUUUUCUCCGUGCUUCCGCCUUCCACAAGUCAUCCUGGUUUAAAUAGCCCACCGCUUCCAUCCCUCUCUUUUUUAUUACUAUUAUCAUUUUUUUAAUAAAUGAAAAUACCCCAGAGGAGCCGAGGACCUGACAUACCGAUGGAGCAGUGAGUUAUGGCAGCUAAAGAGGAACUGUAUGCCAAAGUGACGCCGCGGAGGCAGCGCCAGACCCGGCCGAGCACCGUCAAACAUGGGUCCACUCUGGACGUGCUGCUGUCCAUGGGCUUCCCCAAGACCAGGGCCUUGAAAGCUCUGGUUUCGACAGGAGGCAAAAAUGUGCAGGCAGCUUGUGACUGGCUUUUCUCCCAUGUGGAUGACCCGUUUUUGGAUGACCCUCUGCCCAGAGAAUAUGUGUUAUAUCUGCGACCCACCGGACCGCUGCUCCAGCAGCUCUCACACUUCUGGCAGCAAUCCCGUCUCUCCUGUGGCAAGAAUAAGGCACACAACAUCUUCCCCCACAUCACCCUCUGCCAAUUCUUCAUGUGUGCCGAUGGAAAGGUAGAGGCUCUGACCGACGCUCUCCAGACCACUGUAGCCAAGUGGAAAGGUCGUAUACCCAUGCCCCUCCCGCUGGAGCUCUACACGUCCUCAACCUUUAUUGGCCUCUUUGUGGAGGAGCAGAUGGCGGAUGUGCUGAAGAGUUUUGCUUCUGAUUUUGCGACUGAAGCAUCAGCUAAAGCAGAUGUUCAUGUUGAGCCUCACAAGAAACAACUUCAUGUCACUUUGGCAUACCACUUCCAAGCCAGUCACCUUCCAAUUUUGGAGAAAUUGGCCAAAACGGUGGAUGUGGCUUCAGGCUGUGACUGGCUGGCUGUGCUCUUCUCCAGGGACAUUCGGUUUGCAAAUCAUGAGACACUGCAAGUCAUGUACCCAUAUGUGCCUCAGAAUGACGAUGAGCUCGAGCUGGUGCCGGGAGACUUUAUCUUCAUGUCUCCGGUGGAGCAGAGUACAGCCAGUGAGGGCUGGGUGUAUGGCAGUUCGCUGGGCACAGGGCUGUCGGGCUUGCUGCCCGAGAACUACGUCAACCGGGCUGAUGAGUCAGACACCUGGGUUGUUCAUGGGUCUCACUCUAUGCUCACCUGUGCCUCUCCGCUGAACUCUGGCAGCACUGUGGCUGGGUUAUUGUUUGAUGGACAGAUGAAUGACAGUCUGCUUGACAGUCUUAUGGAUCCUCCCAGCCUCACUGGCCUCUGUCCUCCUAUGCAGGUGUCGAGGCCGACCAAUCAGUCCUCCCUGUCCAAGAUGAGACUGUUUGUGUGUCGCCAUGGGGAGAGGAUGGAUGUGGUGUUUGGGAAACACUGGGUCACUCAGUGCUUUGACUCCAAAGGCCGAUACAUUCGCUCUAACCUCAACAUGCCAUCCAGCCUGCCAGCUAGAAGCGGAGGUCACCGGGACUAUGACAAAGAUUGUCCGAUUACUGUGUUUGGCUCCACCCAGGCCCGUCUUGUAGGUGAAGCCCUGUUGGAAAGCCACACAACAAUAGACUUUGUUUACUGCUCUCCUUCUCUUCGCUGCGUCCAGACUGCUCAGCACAUUCUGCAGGGUCUCCAGCAGGAGGGAAAGACAAAAAUCCGUGUGGAGCCUGGAUUGUUUGAAUGGACCAAGUGGGUUUCAGGCACGUGUUUACCCGUCUGGAUCCCCCCAGCCGAGCUAGCUGCUGCUAACCUGAGUGUGGACACAACAUACAGACCUCAUAUUCCCGUAAGUAAGUUGACGGUGUCAGAGAGCUAUGACACCUACAUCAGCAGGAGCUUCCAAGUAACCCGAGAGAUCCUUACAGAGGGCAAAAACCUGGGAAACACGGUCUUGAUUGUGGCUCAUGCUUCCUCCCUGGAGGCUUGCACGCGCCAGAUACAAGGCCUCAGCCCCCAAAACUCCAAGGACUUCGUCCAAGUUGUGCGAAAGAUUCCUUACUUGGGUUUUUGUGCUUGUGAAGAAAUGGGAGACACCGGGGUGUGGCAGCUGGUCGACCCACCCAUCUUGCCUCUGACACAUGGACCCAAUCACAGUUUCAACUGGAGGGAAAUGCUCAUGCAAGACUGAAUGAUGUGCUGUUUGGCUCUCUAUCUUUUGGCAGCCCUGAACUGCUGAAAAAAAUAUUUAUUUUUAACCCACUCUGCUAUAAAUUCUGCCCAACUACCAAAAAAAUUAAAAAAACACACUUCUGGCUUCCAUCAAAGACAUCAUGCAAAAAAAGAUUUGCAUUCAUUGAAGCAAAUGUAUUUAGUCGCACUGCUCAGGAAUGAGAAAAUACAGUUGGUGUGGAGAUCACAGCAAAAAUGAGCUACAGAUUGGCGGCGGUUUGUCGCUUUUCCCUCAACCUUCCACUUCUUUGCCCAAAAUGUGGAGGUGCUACAAGAAAUGUGGAUAUUUCUUGAUAGUUGCUGAUGAAUCAGGUUUUAUGCCACGAGAAGGUGUUGUUAAGUCUGUGGCUCCUCCUCAGGCGGGACUGUGAAGACUUUGCAUUCUGCUGCCUCCUCACACACUGUGACAAGAAUUAGAUGAGAGAGACUUGUACCACAGAAAUAUUUUUCCAUGUGUCAGAAAUUAUUAUUUAACUUGUAGCCACGACCCUCCUGUGAAGAAGCACAAAAGAAAUGUUGACAAUCAGACAGGGGAGAACUGAUCUUCAUUGUUUCUGGUGCUGAGGUGGGUAGUUUAUGAUACCUGUUUUAUUCCUGUAAAUGUCAUAUCAUUAAGUGAUUCUUCUAAGUUAACAUUUAUGUGACCACAUGAAUCCUCUAACCUUCCUGUAAUGCAGUUUUAAUUACCACCACAGGAGCAACCAAGUCAACAUGACUUAAGGAAAAACAGACAGCUGUUGGGUGCAUUGACUAAAAUGUUUUGCUUGUUUAUCAUGACCCUGAAGCUCUCUGUAAGCCUGAUAACCACACUGCUUUUCAAACACUUGGUGCAUUUCAUAGUUUUGGUUACGUCAGAUGAUUUAAGUGCUUCCUGCCUAUACCAAUUAUUUGUUGUAUGACUCAGAACAUCUAUUGAUACUGAAUGAAUAAAGCAAGGUUGUGGAGAAAUGAAGGCCAAUACAUAUCAGCCUGUGCCAUGUGUUCUGUGAAACAUUUUAUUUACCAAACAUUUUUUAUUGACUAUACCUUUUUACUUCACUGAGCACCAGUUGUGAUAUUUGUCAAAUGCAGAGCAGCACUGAAAAGAAUUAGGGACAAAUGAAGAACAUUUUUCAGGGCAGACAUUUUGACUUGUCAUAACAGGAAAAGCACAGCUGCAAUUAAAGACAUUAAAGGCAUAGUUUGGCUUUUUUGAAAUGGGGUUGUGUUGGGGUACUUAUCCAAAGUCAAUGUAUUACAUACAGUAGAUACAGACAGUGGUCGCCCCCUAGUUUGGAGAAGUGGUGGGAGUGCUAACACAGAAGCUAAGCGAUGUACUGCUGUGGACAGGGGUCACUAGCAAAAUGUAUUUUAGUACUGAAAAAAAAAGUCCCACCUAUAAAAAUCUAUAACAGUUCUCUAUAUUGGGAGCAUUUUCACUUGUAGCUGACCCCUUCACAGAUUCACGAUGAGACGAGUUCAACAGGCAACUACUUGCAAUGUGCCAGCUCAGACCAAUGCAACUAGAUGAAACGGUGUAUCAUUUCUCUGUACUUCCGUUCUGAUUUGC